Molecule: messenger RNA, 2860 nt
Organism: Pygocentrus nattereri (red-bellied piranha)
Lineage: Eukaryota; Metazoa; Chordata; Actinopteri; Characiformes; Serrasalmidae
Gene: neu3.1
Product: sialidase 3 (membrane sialidase), tandem duplicate 1
Exons: 3
Coding region: 876-2084 (402 amino acids)
Biological process (GO): ganglioside catabolic process; oligosaccharide catabolic process
Cellular component (GO): membrane; lysosome; cytoplasm
Molecular function (GO): exo-alpha-sialidase activity
Source: RefSeq, a predicted model, not a curated record
ACCGGGCUGGAGCAUCAUCUCAAAUAGCGUGGUAGUUCUGUCAUGAAUCUGUUGUCGAGUGAAAAAGGAAUGAAUUAAAAUCGACUGCUAAACGACAGUUCAUUUGCAGAUCCAUGUGAAUGAAAUGAAGGGAAAGGCUGACCUAGCGAGCUAGCCAUGCAGGGCUUUUGUCUGUGUACAGCUCGCCCAGUUUACAGUGUAGUUAACGUUAUUUAUUUGGUUUUCAUACCGAUUAUUUAAAACCGAGAGAACUAACCAUUAUAGUCUUAGGAAGCUAAAGCUAGCUUCUUUCCCGGUCCACCUUAAAUGUAGCAGUUCCAUUAUGGCGCCUGCACCGUUUGAGGUGGAACUGGAAAUUCGAACAAGAAGCUGAUGAAUAGAAAAAAGCAAAAAACGUAUCCUUCGUUGUUGUCACAGCCUUGGGCUACACUGCGCUGAGUUGAACCAUAGCUAAUGCUAUUAAGCAUCACCAUAUUUUCUAUUUGAUGAAUUAAUGUCUCAUUGUUCAGUACAAGUGCAUCACCUUUUCAGAUAAGCUGACGAAGAAAUCACAUGGUGACGGGUCACAGUGUAGUUUUACAGGACAAAAACGUGUCCUUGACAAUAAUAGAUAGUGCUGCUUUCUACUGACUCAGUUGAAGGCCAGUGUUAUUUCUGUGAUCUGACUACAGGACCUGCUGAAAUAGUCUGAAUGCCUGUGCCCUAACCCUAACUAGUUGAAUUUGCACUUUAGCAAAAACAAACCUAUUGGUGGAGGAUGUAAAGACUUCAGAAACUCAGAAACUGUUUUAACCUCUGUGCAAAUCGUUUGACAUACAAACUUUGAGUGGAUCACAUAUAAAUGGAUUGUUUAUCAACCAGAUGGCUGAUUUAGAAUGAGCCGCAUACACUGUGCAAUGGACAACAGGACAUCUUCACCAGCACCCCAAGAAGAGCUUUUGAAAACAACAUUAUUUAGACAAGAGUCAAGUGGUAUAACAUAUAGAAUCCCAGCUCUAAUUUAUAUCAGUGAUGGCGAGACGUUCCUUGCCUUUGCUGAGAAGCGGAGCACAUCACGAGACUGUGAUGCAAAGAUUCUGGUCAUGAGGAGAGGAACCCAUCAGGAUGGAUCUAUCCAGUGGUCGCCUGCUGAGGAGCUCACCACAGCAUGUUUGCCGGAACAUCGUGCUAUGAAUCCAUGCCCAGUCUAUGAGAGGAAGUCUAGGACUCUUUAUUUGUUUUUCAUAUGCGUGUUGGGUACCACCACUGAGCAAUGCCAGAUCCGCACUGGUCAUAACAAAGCUCGAUUGUGUUAUGUUACAAGCAAAGACAAUGGACAGAGUUGGAGCAAAGCAACAGACUUGACAGAAAGUGUAAUUGGAAAUGAAAUUGUCAAUUGGGCUACGUUUGCUGUUGGACCUGGGCAUGGCAUUCAGAUGAAAAGUGGUAGACUUAUCAUUCCAGCUUACACCUAUUACAUUCAUGUUAGAUGUUUCCCUUUUCAUUUCCCACUAAUUGUGAAGCCCCAUGCUUUAGCAUUCUAUAGUGAUGAUUGUGGAAGUACUUGGCAAAUGGGAAAACGAGUAGAUAUUAAGUCUUGUGAGUGUGAAAUGGCAGAGAUCAUUGACCGAGACAGUAAGAGUCACUUGUACUGCAAUGCACGAAGCACACAAGGUCACAGAGUUGAGGCUCUGAGUGAGAGCAGUGGAGCUGCUUUUGAUAAACCUCACUUUGCACAGAAGCUAGUAGAGCCCUGCCAUGGCUGCCAGGGCAGCGUGUUGAGCUUUGCUUCACCUCAGCAUACCAGGCAGGAAGAAAAGAACUGCUUAACAUCAGACACAAAGACUUGGCUUCUGUAUUCCCAUCCAACCAACAGAAGGACCAGGAAAGCUCUGGGAGUGUAUCUGAAUACGUCGCCCUUCAGCGCCUCUGGUUGGAGCCAACCAUGGAUCAUCCAUCACGGCCCCAGUGGGUACUCUGAUCUGACCCAGUGUGGAGAAACCGAGCGCUUUGCCUGCCUCAUGGAAUGUGGAGUGAGGAGUGAGCUUGAAGAGAUAGCCUUUGUGGAAUUUUCUCUCUCUCACAUCAUGAACAAUCAGUCAUGAAACAAGACAUUUUAGAAAUAUUGUUCUUUUCCCCAAAUACAGCAUUUCCCACAGGUCUGAACAAACCUGAGGGAGUACCCUCACAGUAGGUCACUGGUAUCUGUAAAUAUCCAAACAAAAGAAAAUGUGCAUAUUUAGAAUUAGUACCUCACAAAUCAGUAAUUGACCUAUUCCUACUCCCUCCAUAAGUGUCUUUUGUAUCUAUCCGAUAAGAAAUUAUAGCUGACAAUUUUAUUUUUAUCAGAAUAUUGACACUUGAAGUGCAUUAUUCAUUUUAAAUGAGAUAAAUAGAUUACACCUUUCUUCUUUUGUGUGUGUAAUUGAACAACAUCAUGGUAGGAAAUUUGUUGCCGUUUACAAAGUGCCUGAUUUUGAUAAGCUACAACAUAUUUCAAAGUACAUUAUGUAGCAAAUCUAAAAACUAAAUUCAUUGAGUGAAAUCAGCAUUUUGUAAAACCUGUCUAAAGUAUUUGUGGGCGGAGCCUGAAUAGGUCAAUUGUUUUGGUGCUCAUGAGUCAAUUCUUCUUUCAGGCCUAGCUGUUGUUUUACUAAUUGUGUUACUAAUAUAGUACAAUCAAAUUUCAUUAUAUUAUUAAUCUAUUACUGUAAGUUAGAAAAUAGGAUAUUGGCAACUGAUUUGGUGAGGGACUCUUUUAUCCAUCCAUCCAUCCAUUUUCUAAGCCGCUUCUCCGUCAGAGUCGCGGGGGGAUGCCGGAGCCUAUCCCAGCAGUCUUCGGGCGGAAGGCAGGAUACACCCUGGACAGGUCGCCAGUCCA